AUGUCGGCGACCCAACGGGCCAGGCCAGACCGAUGGCCGUUUUCGCUCCACAAUUCGGGCUCCCCAGACGAACAAGCGCCCAGUCCGCACGAUGACCAGAACCACGAGCUCGUCUUCCUGUGUCCCACUGCGGACCAGCUCUACGACACGAUGAACAAUGUCGGCGACUCAGCUCUCCAUGGAGCGAGACAUGAGCUGCGACGCCGCAGUCCCCGUAACUCUCAAUUUCACCUCGGCCACGCCGUUGCUUUCUCGAUCUCCGGCGAACAGUCCGGUAUCAACAUCAUCAGACACGAGCGAAGUUCUGGCGGGAUGGUGCUAGGCCUGGCAUCCUCAAUGUCGCCCAUAGCCACGGCAACCGCAUCCUUCCCGACUCCGAGCACUGCUCUCAGCACGGCCGCAGCCGGAACAAAGCUGAGCUCAGCCACUAGCGAGACUUUGGGAAGCACCGGGGCGCUUUCGACACCAUCAACCGGCACCGACGUCGACAAAGCAACUUGA
Molecule: messenger RNA, 501 nt
Organism: Thermothielavioides terrestris NRRL 8126
Lineage: Eukaryota; Fungi; Ascomycota; Sordariomycetes; Sordariales; Chaetomiaceae
Exons: 3
Coding region: 1-501 (166 amino acids)
Source: RefSeq, a predicted model, not a curated record